This is a messenger RNA of Paramisgurnus dabryanus, 1551 nucleotides long. It is a transcript of the gene spi1b, whose product is annotated as Spi-1 proto-oncogene b. Gene Ontology annotation, cellular component: nucleus. The record is from RefSeq and is a predicted model, not a curated record. NCBI's taxonomy places the organism in Eukaryota, Metazoa, Chordata, Actinopteri, Cypriniformes, Cobitidae. Gene Ontology annotation, molecular function: sequence-specific DNA binding; DNA-binding transcription factor activity, RNA polymerase II-specific. Gene Ontology annotation, biological process: regulation of transcription by RNA polymerase II; cell differentiation.
CUAAAAUCAGGAACCUUCAGCGGAGACACACACACAUACACUUACCCACACACCCCAAAAUAAAGAAGUAACAAACAGAAACCUCUGUCCCUUUGCUACGGCCACAGUUAGGGAGCUUGCCCUUUACGGUGUGUCUCUAGCUGUCUUUUUUGGUGGGCCUUUGGUGAUCUGAGGGCCCCCACUGGAUGAGGAGUGAGGACUUAGAUCUUUGGUUUCGUUAUAAGAGGAAAUUUGGCAGAGUUGAGCAAUGGUACGGGGACAGUUUUAGAAAAGCCCUUGAGAAAGCAUCAGUGUCGCAGAUUUUGUGUCAGGCGUGAAGAAUCAAUGCUGCAUCCUUACAGAAUGGAGGGGUACAUCAUCCCACCCAGAGAAGAGAGUAGAGACAGAGUAUCCUGGACUGGUUGGAUGUCACAAACACCAUCCGUACAAAAAGAUUACUGGGCAGUUUUAACCAAAGAUCAACAAACAGAGGAAAUGUUUGAGUCUGACAUGUAUCGACCAACAAUGGAAUAUCAAUACAUCAUCGAUGAUGGUCAGACUGAUCACUCUUGGGAUUAUAAUGCACAUCAUGUCCAUCCGGUGGAUUUCGAAAACCUGCCCGAAAGCCAUUUCACAGAGCUACAGAGUGUGCAGCCACUACAUGUAUCGAAUGUGCAUCGCUUCACAGAUGUUGAGUCUGGUCAUUUUAUCGACCCGAGCUUGACUGGGCAUCACCUCACCCUGCCCCCUUCACAGAUGCCAUAUUUGACGCGGCCGUCAGUGUGUUAUCCUCACAGUGUACAGCCCUCUCCUCUGCAACGCAGUUCCGAUGAUGAUGACCCCGGCAGUCGUAGUCCUCCUUUAGAAGUGUCUGAUGAGGAGUGUAUGAGAGACCACAUUACUUCAACAACAGGGGGAGAACAUGGUACGAAGAAGAAAAUUCGCUUGUAUCAGUUCCUGCUGGACCUUCUGCGAAAUGGUGACAUGAAGGACAGCAUCUGGUGGGUGGACAGAGAAAGGGGAACAUUCCAGUUCUCCUCAAAGCACAAAGAAGCUUUAGCACACCGUUGGGGCGUACAGAAGGGAAACCGCAAGAAGAUGACCUACCAGAAGAUGGCAAGAGCUCUGAGAAACUACGGCAAAACAGGAGAAGUCAAAAAGAUCAAGAAAAAACUUACCUACCAGUUCAGUGGAGAGGUUCUUGGGAAAGGCCACACAGAAAGGAAGCUUUACAUGUAAACAUAUUUGUAAGGUAAAAGAGAGAGAGAGAGAGAGAGAGAGAGUGAGAGAGAGAGAGUGAGAGACAGAAAGAGAAAGGGAGGGAGGGAAAGACUGCGAGAACUUGUCAAAUUUGGAUAUCAAGCUUGAAUCCUAAGUUUCCAUUCCUUUCUUUAUUAUUCACCUUCGCAUUAAUCAAGUAAACGAUAAGUCCUUUAAAAAAAAAUGUUUAACAGCUUUUGUGAUGCAGGACCAACUUUUAAUGUAGGAUCUGUAUAUUGUACAUACUGUAUAAAAGCGCAGAUAGAAUGUUACAGGGUCAAAAUGGGUAGAUAAUAAAACUAUUUUCAAGUA